Messenger RNA from Cottoperca gobio, 2834 nucleotides. RefSeq names its product complement component 1, q subcomponent-like 1-like 2 (gene c1ql1l2). Gene Ontology annotation, molecular function: protein binding. Lineage: Eukaryota; Metazoa; Chordata; Actinopteri; Perciformes; Bovichtidae. The transcript is spliced from 2 exons. The record is from RefSeq and is a predicted model, not a curated record. The coding region runs from base 456 to 1244 and encodes 262 amino acids.
UCUCUCUCUCUCUCUUUCUCUCUCUCCCUCUCUCUCUCUCUCUCUCUCUCUCUCUCUCUGUCUCGCUCUCUCUGUCUCUCACUCCAUUCCUCUGGGAUCUGCAUCCUUCUUGCUUCUUCUCACAAGUCAGAAUGUGUUUGUAAGUACGGGCUGAAAGUCUCCCUGUGUAUGUUUGGGUUUCCUUGGCUCUUUUUGUAUGUGUGAGUGACUGGUUGCCGACUUUGGUGUGACUGAGCAGAGCAGUGGGAAGUGCAUGUGGGUCUCUGUCUCACCCUCACACACUCGCCGGUCCUCUUGCAACUCUUCUCGGGAUCACUGGAUCCCUUCCGACGGUGACAGGCUCCCCACACCAAGCAGUCACCAUUUCUGCCCCCGGGAGACCCACGCUGGCAGCGCAGCCCCUUCCCCGACUCAGCAUCGGGAGGAAGACCCUGGUGGCGGCUGCUGUAGGGGUUAUGCUGGUCCUGGUGCUGGUGGUCCUCAUCCCCGUGCUCGUUAGCUCUGUGGGUACAGAUGCCAGCCACUACGAGAUGCUGGGCACCUGUCGUAUGGUGUGCGACCCCUACCUGAACAAGGGAACUCCGGCCAGCAGCACCAGCUCCACCGGUCUCCAGGCUGAGGCAGAGGCAUUGAGCGACCACAGCAACGUGCUUCCACCCUCCACCUUACUGCAGGGCCCACAGGGGAAGCCUGGCAGGCCAGGCAAGCCCGGACCACCCGGACCACCGGGAGAACCGGGGCCACCAGGACCUGCGGGGCCUCCUGGUGACAGAGGGGAUCAGGGAAGGACUGGGAUUUUGGGUCUGGGGGGGAACGGAGCUAUCAGCACGGCUACCUACAGCACGGUGCCUCGGGUGGCCUUCUAUGCGGGGCUUAAGAACCCCCACGAAGGCUACGAGAUCCUCAAGUUUGACGACGUGGUCACUAACCUCGGCAACAACUAUGAUGGCAUUUCGGGCAAGUUCAUCUGCAGCAUACCAGGCACAUACUUCUUCAUCUACCAUGUGCUGAUGAGAGGAGGGGAUGGCACCAGCAUGUGGGCAGACCUCUGCAAGAAUGGCCAGGUUCGUGCCAGCGCCAUUGCCCAAGACGCCGACCAGAACUACGACUACGCCUCCAACAGCGUCAUCCUCCAUCUGGACGCAGGGGACGAGGUUUACAUCAAACUGGACGGAGGCAAAGCCCAUGGAGGAAACAACAACAAGUACAGCACCUUCUCUGGCUUCAUCCUGUACGCAGACUGAGAACAGACAGACGCAGAGACAGUCAGGCAGGAAGAGGUCGAGAGAAAGAGUUGGGGGUCGGGUGGGGGGGGGGGGGGGGAUGUGUGUGUUAAAAGCUGGAAUGCUUUCUAGUUUUCCUAAUUCUCUCCAUCAUCACGGACACCUCUGCUUCGUAUCCAUCAGCCGAGACAUCCUCGCUCUGUAGCCGAGCCUGGAUGCAAAGCUCCCGAGGACACACUUGAGAGGGGCCGGGCGGGAGGAGUGGGAUGUGGGGUGGAGGUGCGCUGGGUUUUUUUUCUACACUCCUCGCCACAAUGCCUACGUGUCAGAAGUUACUCGCUUUCAGUGUCUCUCCUCUUCAACCCUGCUCCAUUGCACAACAACAAUGAAAACCCUGCAAAGAAGAGGACGAUCUCAGCUCGUCUCUCCACCGCGGCCACAGUCAGCUGUUCUGUCAGAGGACUCCAUGGACUGAACCUCGUAGUGUUGUUCCGUGCAAUUUUCCUUAAAAGUGUAUUUUUAUUUUGUAGACAUGCAUACAAUGCUACACAAAUGAGAUUAAAAGAAAAAAAGAGAAUAUAUUUGUCCCCUGUGAACAUAUCCUGUUUGACUGAGAGCAGAUGUGUGAGAUGUUAUUUGUGAUGCAGCUCAGGCAUCGAACAGCUGGAAAAGAAAUCUUUAAGACUGAGUAUUUCAUGGCAGUGGGUGUUUUUCUUCAUCGCUGGAUACAGCAAGGUAACUAUAUACUAUUGUUCAUGUGGAGAAUAACAAUACAUUCUGCACUGUUUCCUUCUAAUGUAUCUCAUGUAGACAACAUCCUUACCACGAACCACCUCACACUGUUUGAACACACACAAUGUCCUGCUGCUGUACGGAUUAAAAGUAGAGUUCAAAUGGUCUCCUCGAUUCUUUAGUUUUAUGUAGAUGCUCUACUCGUCGACGCCGCCAGCCAUGUGAUGAAGCCCAAUCUUCAGACUCAGAGGUAACCUAGUUGAAGACUUUCUUCUUCCUUGCUGCGCUGACCUCCGAGUAUUCUGUAAAAAAAAGCUUCUGAAGCGGAGGGCGUGGGGGGGGGGGGGGGAGUGAGAAGUGAGUGAGGGGGGCGUUCAGGCACAGUAACAGUGAGUGGGCAAUUUUUCAGUUUCAGUGUCUGAGAACUUCACUGGAUGUCAUCCAUUCAUUAGCUGCAUACUCACUGACACACAGGCAUUAUGGUAAUAUUUACUCAACAUGGCGGCCUGACAGCUUGCUUGAGAAUGAAAUUGAUUGGGUGAGUGACUUGUUCAAUCAUGACUGCACGUUUGUGUAUAUAUGUGUGUGUGUGUGUGCGCGUGUGUGUGUGUGUGUGAGUAUGUGUGAGUCUGUGCAUACCAGUGAGUGUCUGCAUUUUAGCAUGUGCCGCACCAUCGCGACAUUGUUCUUUUCCAGAGUUAUUCUGUGCUACAGCCAAUGACUUUCCUCAGCAGCCAAUGAGAUUGUGCUCUGUAGGGUGGGGGAGCCUCUAUAGAUGUGACGAGAAGAGCUUGUAAAUGAAAUCUAUGACAUGUUUGUCUAUCUUAUCUUUUGGAAUUGUUGAAUACAUUUAAAUAAUAAAUGGGAUUUUUUGAGUGA